Messenger RNA from Chanos chanos (milkfish), 1405 nucleotides. It is a transcript of the gene map2k4b, whose product is annotated as mitogen-activated protein kinase kinase 4b. Bases 95 to 1366 code for a protein of 423 amino acids. NCBI's taxonomy places the organism in Eukaryota, Metazoa, Chordata, Actinopteri, Gonorynchiformes, Chanidae. The record is from RefSeq and is a predicted model, not a curated record. The transcript is spliced from 13 exons. Gene Ontology annotation, biological process: MAPK cascade; protein phosphorylation. Gene Ontology annotation, molecular function: JUN kinase kinase activity; ATP binding.
GUUACCGUAUAUAGUAUUGCGUUUUAUCCUGUCUGUGUAGGGUGAAUUUACUCCCUGCAUUGCAGCCACUGUGCUGCUGAAAUCAAACACAACAAUGGCGACUCCCAGUCCCAGCACCAAUUCAACUUCUUGCAAUCAGAGCACUAACGCAGGAUCCAUUCUACACCACAACCAAACGAGUCAACACCUAACAACAAUGAGUGGCAUGCAGGAAUCUAACAGUUGCUGGAGGUGUCAAAAUGAAACAGGGUUUCAGAUAAACCUGUCAGGAGUUCCCCAAAGUAAACGCAAAGCACUGAAGCUAAACUUUGCUAGCCCUCCAGUCAAACCAACCUCGAGACUCCCUCUCUCCUCUGCUACUCCCCCGUUUCAGAACCCUCACAUUGAGAGGCUGCGGACACACAGCAUUGAGUCGUCAGGGAAACUAAAGAUCUCUCCUGGACAGCAUUGUGACUUCACCGCUGAGGACCUGAAAGACCUGGGAGAGAUAGGAAGGGGAGCCUACGGCUCCGUCAACCAAAUGGAGCAUAAACCCACUGGUCAAAUUAUGGCUGUUAAGAGGAUUCGCUCCACUGUUGAUGAGAGGGAGCAGAAGCAGCUCCUCAUGGAUUUAGAUGUAGUUAUGAGGAGUAGCGACUGUCCAUAUAUAGUCCAGUUUUACGGUGCCCUGUUCAGAGAGGGUGACUGCUGGAUAUGUAUGGAACUUAUGUCUACCUCGUUUGACAAAUUCUACAAAUAUGUAUACUGUACAUUAGAUGAUGUCAUUCCAGAGGAAAUUUUAGGCAAAAUUACAUUAGCAACUGUGAAAGCACUGAACCACUUGAAAGAAAACUUGAAAAUAAUUCACAGAGACAUAAAACCUUCCAACAUUCUCCUUGAUAGAAAUGGCAAUAUCAAGCUCUGUGAUUUUGGCAUCAGUGGGCAGCUGGUUGACUCUAUAGCCAAGACCAGAGAUGCUGGGUGUAGACCUUACAUGGCACCUGAGCGGAUAGACCCCAGUGCUUCCAGGCAAGGUUACGACGUCCGCUCUGAUGUUUGGAGUUUGGGAAUCACUCUGUAUGAGUUGGCCACAGGGCGUUUCCCCUACCCCAAGUGGAAUAGUGUGUUUGACCAGCUGACUCAGGUGGUAAAGGGUGAUCCACCGCAACUUAGCAACUCAGAAGAGAGGCAGUUUUCCCCCAAAUUUAUCAACUUUGUCAAUCUAUGCCUUACGAAGGAUGAGUCAAAAAGGCCAAAGUACAGGGAGCUUCUGAAGCACCCAUUCAUUCUGAUGUAUGAGGAGCGAGUGGUUGACGUUGCCAGUUAUGUGUGCAAAAUUCUGGAUCAGAUCCCUGCCUCUCCUAGUUCUCCCAUGUAUGUUGACUGAUGAUAUGUGGGUAAUGAGAAUAUGGUAUGACCUGGCAAC